This is a messenger RNA of Aspergillus wentii DTO 134E9, 1177 nucleotides long. RefSeq lists its product as uncharacterized. The record is from RefSeq and is a predicted model, not a curated record. The transcript has 3 exons. NCBI's taxonomy places the organism in Eukaryota, Fungi, Ascomycota, Eurotiomycetes, Eurotiales, Aspergillaceae. Bases 110 to 775 code for a protein of 221 amino acids.
CUCACGAGGUUAGGCCUGUGAAGCCCGGGUACUCCCAAAAUGUCAUCUCACAUGUAGAGAGCACCGGAGAAGGCAUGUCGUGGAGGUUAGUUCUACCCCCAUAUUAGCUAUGAGUCUACUAACAAGCAAUAAUAACAGCGUCAGUUACAACGCUGCUCUUCAGACGGUCCGUCUCGUUACAUCUCGAAACCCAGUUCAUGACACCCCCCAGGCGUGGAUUCAACAGUGGCUGGAGGAUAUGAUGGCCACGGAUUCUCUGGCCUUGUCUGAUAGGGCACACUUGAAAUUAGACGUGGGAACGACAUUCACCAAAUUUAGUGGCAAGUAUGCCGCUUCGUACAAAAAGUCAGAUUUCUGCAUCACGCCGGUGUGGAUGGACUUUCCAACAGUCGUUAUAGAAAAUGGAUGGAGCGAGUCAAGGGACCAGCUUCAUGAUGACCGAGAUAUGUGGCUGAAGGGAGGUCAUGGUCUCACCCAGAUUGUGAUAGUCCUCAAGUGGAGCGAAAACGACGACAAGGAGGUCCACGGCGAUGUGGAGAUAUUCGAGCUGGACAGAAAUGGAGUUGUUAGAUCAACCCAGAAAGAGACUGUCUUUCCAGCACCAGCUUGCCCUGAGGUAGCAGCCUCGCAGUACCUGACAAUCACAAAGGGCCAACUGUGGGGGCCUGUCGCCACUACACAAGAAAAGGACCAGUCUUUGAAACUAAAUAUCGACUAUUUGAGAGCGAUAACGACAAGAAAAAUCGAAGCCUAUGGUUUGACGCCAGCCAAGUAAGGCUUACUUCAACAAGUGCAUUUUCAAGAUGAUGACUAUCAGUGGAGACUUUGUACUGAAGAACUCGUGCUAUCAAAUAUCAACAAUAGCCGAGGCUAUCGCUGACUUCAGAUAUCAGAAUGUAUACAACUAUUUCUUGCUAUAACUAAGAAUGUUACAAUUUCAUACGCUUUUUAUGCAUGCAGCAUCGUACUAUCCCAGUGAUUUCAAUUCGUAAAUCAAUACAAAUCCACCGCAUGAACCUGCCGCGCAUCGAUCCUAUAAAGUAUGAGGAAUGCCCUAGUUUAUAAUAGCGAGCCACUCACACGUUAUCAUUAUCCUCACCGCAUGCAUGAUGUAGGCUUGCUCUAGCUCAUACGAUAGGCUAGCUUUGCAAAUAUAUAUCUAUUUAAUAAUUACGCG